AUGAGUUCCGCAUUUAGAAAGGCAUUCGGUCCUCGUGCAUCGGUCGUCUCACCGGAGAUGAACAACAGGUCGAAGCUUAAAAAGCUGUGGACCCGUCCGAUGCAGCAAGAGACCAUCUGCCUUCUUCCUCCGCUGGCACAUAAACCAGCACCACCGGCUCGACAGCCCACCACAUCUACUCACCAGAAUGGUGGAUCUCCACUGGCACAUAAACCAGCACCGGCUCGACAGCCCACCACAUCCACUCACCAGAAUGGUGGAUCUCCACUGGCACAUAAACCAGCACCGGCUGGACAGCCAACCACAUCCACUCAGCAGAAUGGUGGAUCUCCACUGGCACAUAAACCAGCACCACCAGCUCGACAGCCCACCACAUCCACUCACCAGAAUGGUGGAUCUCCACUGGCACAUAAACCAGCACCACCAGCUCGACAGCCCACCACAUCCACUCACCAGAAUGGUGGAUCUCCACUGGCACAUAAACCAGCACCACCAGCUCGACAGCCCACCACAUCCACUCACCAGAUUGGGGGAUCUCUGUGCCAUCCCAGUGUUAAGCCCCAGCUCAGUAACCUGGAGAUCCAUCAGAUGAAUGUCUCCAAGGAGAGGCCAGGCACCUCUAAACAGAGUAACCUUCUAAAGUGCAUCUUUGGCAAGGAGAAGGUGGAACCUUUGAGUCCCGCAGAUGCCCUGAUGCUUCAUGGACAGAAGCUAACUGACUUUGAGCGGAAUGAGAUAAUAGGAUACCCAGAGAUCUGGUACCUUGGCCUGAAUGCUGACAAGAUCGCAGGGUCUGUUUACAAUCCCUAUAACUCUGGAUAUGAUAAUGAGGGUGGCCAUUACAUUAAGGUCGCUCAUGACCACAUUGCGUAUCGUUAUGAGGUGCUGGAUGUGAUUGGUCAAGGGUCCUUUGGCCAAGUGCUCAAAUGUCUGGAUCACAAGACCGAUGAGAUGGUUGCUCUGAAAAUAAUACGCAGGAAUGAGCGGAUUAAUAAACUGGCUGGGGUUGAGGUGCUCAUUUUGAACGCUCUGCGUGAGAAAGACAAAGACGACUCCUUCAAUGUCGUCCACAUGAAGGAGUUCUUUGUCUUCCGCAACCACCUCUGCAUCACCUUCGAGCUUUUGGGAUCAAGCCUAUAUGAUCUCCUUAAAAAGAGACAUCAUCAGGGUUUCUGCAAGACGCUAGUCCAGCGCUUUGCCCGCUCGUUACUGGAGUGCCUUCAGGUUCUUCACAAAGAGAAGAUCGUCCAUUGUGACCUCAAACCUGAGAACAUUCUGUUGUGCCCAGGCAACAAAUUUGACACCAAGGUGACUGAUUUUGGAUGCGGCUGCUUUGAGGAUGAGAGAAUUUUGACUUACGUUGGAAGCAGAUGGUACCGCGCACCAGAGGUGAUCCUGCGUCAGCCAUAUGACUCUGCCAUAGAUAUGUGGAGCUUUGGCUGUGUCAUAGCAGAGCUCUACACUGGCCAGCCAAUCUUAACUGGGAAAAACGAGUUGGAUCAACUGGCCUCCAUUUUGGAGGUGCUUGGUGUGCCGCCUACUGAUUUUACUCAAGAAUCAGAAAUUUGGGAGAACCUCUUUGAUUCAAAGGGGAUGCCCAAGAUGGUGGUUUUUCCUAAAAGAUAUCCCAGCACUAGACCUCUGGCCAGUAUUCUGAGAACCACUGAUGCAACCUUCUUGGACUUUUUGAGGCGCUGCCUGACGUGGGAUCCCAAGAAGCGCAUGACUGCAAAGGAGGCCAUGCAGCAUAAAUGGAUCGUGGAGUGUUGUCUUAAAAAUCCACGCCAGCAGCAGCGUGAACCGAAGCACAGCACUGGCAAGAACAAAACUGAGACGCCCCUUCUCAAAACUGCUGAAAAAGGCCUUUUACAGCAGCAGGAAAAGAAAGUCCUGAUCAACAAAGGGGGGCCAUCAAAGAAAGUUGUGCUGGUCCCUGGCUCAGGUCCAUCGAGUGGACUUUCCUGUGAGCCAAAGCGGGGACAACCACAAAAAUUAUUUCCCAAGAAUAGUGGAUUGAAGCGAUGGACCAGACAGCGUUCAUCAAAGCCCUAG
Myxocyprinus asiaticus (Chinese sucker) is the source of this 2052-nucleotide messenger RNA. Its product is annotated as dual specificity tyrosine-phosphorylation-regulated kinase 4-like. Gene Ontology annotation, cellular component: nucleus. The transcript is spliced from 14 exons. NCBI's taxonomy places the organism in Eukaryota, Metazoa, Chordata, Actinopteri, Cypriniformes, Catostomidae. The coding region runs from base 1 to 2052 and encodes 683 amino acids. Gene Ontology annotation, biological process: peptidyl-serine phosphorylation; peptidyl-threonine phosphorylation. The record is from RefSeq and is a predicted model, not a curated record. Gene Ontology annotation, molecular function: ATP binding; protein serine/threonine kinase activity; protein serine/threonine/tyrosine kinase activity.